Molecule: messenger RNA, 339 nt
Organism: Canis lupus familiaris (dog)
Lineage: Eukaryota; Metazoa; Chordata; Mammalia; Carnivora; Canidae
Product: NADH dehydrogenase [ubiquinone] 1 alpha subcomplex subunit 5-like
Exons: 2
Coding region: 1-339 (112 amino acids)
Biological process (GO): respiratory electron transport chain
Source: RefSeq, a predicted model, not a curated record
AUGGUAGGUUUGCUAAGGAAGACUACCUACCUUGUGGGAUUGGUUAUACAUGAGAGUCUUUCAAAUGGUUACCCAAAGAUUCUUGAUAUUCUUGAGCGAAUUCCUAAAAAUGCAGCAUAUAGAACAUAUGCAGAACAGAUUACAAAUGAGAAGCUGAGUAUGGCUAAAGUAGAACCAGAUGUUAAGAAAUUAGAAGACCAACUUCAGGGUGGUCAACUAGAAGAGGUGGUAUUUCAGGCUGGAAAUGAACUAAGUCUGGCAGGAAAAAUGAUACACUGGGAACCAUGGGAGCAUUUACUGGAAGAGCUUCCUGCCAACCAGUGGAAACAGCCAAUAUAA